Molecule: messenger RNA, 3713 nt
Organism: Suncus etruscus (white-toothed pygmy shrew)
Lineage: Eukaryota; Metazoa; Chordata; Mammalia; Eulipotyphla; Soricidae
Gene: MYBPC1
Product: myosin binding protein C1
Exons: 32
Coding region: 1-3693 (1230 amino acids)
Molecular function (GO): protein binding
Source: RefSeq, a predicted model, not a curated record
AUGAUUAAUGUUCCCAGGCUGAAUAAAAGCCUGGGCCCUCACCCUGACUUUUUGUCACAACGACCAGAACCAGUUCUUGACUGCUUCUGUCAAUUAGGACGCGAGAGGAGCAAACUGCAAAGUAGCCUUUUUCUUGUGGCCAUGCCAGAACCCACUAAGAAAGAGGAAAAUGAAGUGGCAACUCCAGCCCCAUCCCCAGAAGAACCAAAUAAAGAGAAGGAGGCUGGAACAGAACCAGGAAAAGAUGAAGAAGAAGCCUCCCCGCCUAGUGCUGUGCCUCCAGGUGUGGGUAGUCGGGCCCUGGAAAGAAAAGAUUCAGAAUGGUCUUUAGGUGAGUCACCAGCUACAGAUGAUCAAGACAAACAGAAUGCCAAUUCUCAGCUGUCCACCCUGUUUGUGGAAAAACCGCAAACUGGAACUGUGAAAGUUGGUGGAAAUAUCACCUUUAUAGCCAGAGUCCAGGCUGAAGAUCUUCUUAGAAAACCCACCAUCAAGUGGUUCAAGGGCAAAUGGAUGGACCUGGCCAGCAAAGCUGGAAAGCACCUGCAGCUGAAAGAAAGCUUUGAAAGGCAGACUCGGGUAUAUACAUUUGAGAUGCAGAUCAUCAAGGCCAAAGAGAAUUAUGCAGGGAACUAUAGAUGUGAGGUCACCUAUAAGGAUAAGUUUGACAGCUGCUCAUUCGAUCUUGAAGUGCAUGAAUCUACGGGAACUACUCCAAACAUUGACAUCAGAUCUGCUUUCAAGAGAAGUGGAGAAGGUCAAGAGGAUGCAGGAGAACUUGACUUUAGUGGUCUCCUGAAACGUAGGGAGGUGAAGCAGCAGGAGGAAGAACCCGAAAUCGACGUGUGGGAUCUGCUGAAGAAUGCGAACCCCAACGAGUACGAGAAGAUCGCCUUCCAGUACGGCAUCACCGACCUGCGCGGCAUGCUCAAGCGGCUCAAGCGCAUGCGCAGGGUGGAGAAGAAGAGUGCAGCUUUUUCAAAAAUUCUUGAUCCUGCAUAUCAGAUUGACAAAGGAGGCAAAGUUAGGUUUGUUGUGGAACUGGCAGAUCCAAACUUGGAGGUGAAAUGGUUUAAAAAUGGUCAAGAAAUCCGACCCAGUACAAAGUAUAUAUUUGAACAUAAAGGAAACCAAAGAAUCAUGUUUAUCAAUAACUGUUCGCUGACUGAUGAUUCGGAGUACUAUGUAACAGCAGGUGAUGAGAAGUGUUCCACUGAGCUCUUUGUGAGAGAGCCUCCAAUUAUGGUGACCAAACAGCUGGAAGAUUUAAGUGCCUACUGUGGAGAGAGAGUGGAAUUAGAAUGUGAGGUAUCUGAAGAUGAUGCCAAUGUAAAAUGGUUCAAGAAUGGUGAAGAAAUUUUCCCUGGUCCACAAUCAAGAUACAAGGUUAGAGUGGAGGGCAAGAAACACUUUCUAGUCAUAGAAGGAGCCACAAAGGCAGACACAGCCGAAUAUUCCGUAAUGACAACAGGAGGGCAGUCAUCUGCUAAACUCUCUGUUGAUUUGAGACCUCUAAAGAUACUGUCGCCUCUGACUGAUCAGACUGUACAUCUAGGAAAAGAAGUCUGCUUAAAGUGUGAAAUCUCUGAAGCAAUCCCAGGAAAAUGGACUAAAAAUGGCUUACCUGUUCAGGAGAGUGAACGCUUAAAGGUUGUUCACAAAGGCAGAAUUCACAAGUUAGUGAUAGCCAAUGCACUCAUGGAAGAUGAAGGUGAAUAUGUAUUUGCACCAGACGCUUACACUAUUACUUUGUCUGCCAAAGUUCAUGUUAUUGAUCCUCCAAAGAUCAUUCUAGAUGGUCUUGAUGCUGACAAUACAGUGACAGUAAUUGCAGGAAGCAAGCUUCGCCUGGAGAUACCCGUCACUGGAGAACCACCUCCUAAAGCCAUCUGGAGCCGAGCAGAUAAGGCUAUUAUGGAGGGUAGUGGACGAAUGAGAGCAGAAACUUACCCUGACAGCAGCACUCUGGUUAUUGAUGUUGCUGAAAAGGAAGACUCUGGUGUUUACCACAUAAAUCUGAAAAAUGAAGCUGGGGAAGCACACGCAAGCAUCAGGAUUAAAGUUGUGGACAUCCCUGACCCUCCAGUGGCUCCAAAUGUGUCUGACGUGGGAGAUGAUUGGUGCAUUAUGAAUUGGGAGCCUCCUGCUUAUGAUGGGGGAUCCCCAGUCUUAGGUUAUUUUAUUGAAAGAAAAAAGAAACAGAGUUCCAGAUGGAUGCGGCUAAAUUUUGAUCUCUGCAAAGAAACAACUUUUGAACCCAAGAAGAUGAUUGAGGGUGUGGCCUAUGAAGUGCGUGUCUUUGCAGUCAAUGCCAUUGGCAUCUCCAAACCCAGCAUGCCUUCCAAGCCAUUUGUGCCUAUAGCUGUGACCAGUCCUCCCACUCUUCUAGCUGUCGACUCUGUCACUGAUUCAACUGUCACCAUGAAGUGGCGGCCUCCAGACCAGAUUGGUGCAGCAGGUUUAGAUGGCUAUGUGCUAGAGUAUUGCUUUGAAGGAAGUACAUCAGCAAAUGAGUCUAAUGAAAAUGGGGAGGCUGCAUAUGAUCUUCCAGCUGAAGAUUGGAAAGUGGCCAACACAGACCUGAUCGACAAGACCAAGUUCACAAUCACAGGUCUGCCGACAGAUGCUAAGAUCUUCGUGCGUGUGAAGGCUGUGAAUGCUGCCGGAGAGAGUGAGCCCAAGUACUACUCUCAGCCCAUUUUGGUGAAGGAAAUCAUUGAACCUCCAAAGAUUCGCAUCCCAAGGCACCUGAAACAAACUUAUAUUCGCAGAGUUGGAGAAGCUGUCAAUCUGGUGAUACCUUUCCAGGGAAAACCAAGACCAGAAUUAACUUGGAAAAAGGAUGGUGAAGAUAUUGAUAAGAAUCAGAUAAACAUUCGCAACUCUGAGACAGACACAAUCAUCUUUAUCAGAAAAGCAGAGAGGAGCCACUCUGGGAAAUAUGAUUUGCAAGUCAAAGUGGAUAAAUAUGUGGAAAGUGCUUCCAUUGAAAUUCAGAUUGUUGACCGUCCAGGUCCACCCCAAGUUGUGAAGAUUGAUGAUGUGUGGGGAGAGAAUGUUGCUCUCUCAUGGACCCCACCCAAGGAUGAUGGAAAUGCUGCCAUCACAGGCUACACCAUCCAGAAGGCUGACAAGAAGAGUAUGGAAUGGUUCACUGUCAUUGAGCAUUAUCACCGAACCAAUGCCACCAUUACUGAGUUGGUCAUUGGAAAUGAAUAUUACUUCCGGGUCUUUGCUGAAAAUAUGUGUGGCCUCAGUGAGGAUGCAACAAGAACUAAAGAGAGUGCUGUGAUUGCCAAGGAUGGUAAAGUUUACAAAAAUCCAGUGUAUGAAGACUUCAAUUUCACAGAGGCACCCAUGUUUACUCAGCCUCUGGUGAACACCUAUGCCAUAGCUGGUUACAAUGCUACUCUGAACUGCAGCGUGAGAGGAAACCCUAAGCCCAAAAUAACUUGGAUGAAAAACAAAGUGGCUAUCGUGGAUGACCCAAGAUACAGGAUGUUCAGCAACCAAGGUGUCUGUACUCUGGAGAUUCGCAAGCCCAGCCCCUAUGACGGAGGCACUUACUGCUGCAAAGCAGUCAAUGAACUUGGAACAGUGGAGAUUGAGUGCAAGUUGGAGGUGAAAGUGAUAUAUCAAGGAGUAAAUACCCCUGGACAACCAGUCUCCCUGGAGGGGCAGCAACAGUCGUAGCACAAUAAGGAUGUUUGAAU